Messenger RNA from Dictyostelium discoideum AX4, 4338 nucleotides. RefSeq names its product germination protein (gene gerD). The coding region runs from base 1 to 4338 and encodes 1445 amino acids. The transcript is spliced from 6 exons. NCBI's taxonomy places the organism in Eukaryota, Evosea, Eumycetozoa, Dictyosteliales, Dictyosteliaceae. Gene Ontology annotation, molecular function: carbohydrate binding. The record is from RefSeq and is a predicted model, not a curated record.
AUGAAUAAAUUAUAUUUUUCAAUUUAUUUUAUAAUUUUAUCAAUUUUAGUUACUUUAUCAAAUGGUCAAUUAUUUCCAAUUACUCCAGUCCAUUCAGUAAAUGUUACAUUAAUUGAUAAUGCUUCUUCACUAAUUAAUGCAUUCGAAUUACAUCCAUACUCAACAGCCGACUCAAGCUGUAGCUCAAAAUUUGAAUUCCUUGUUGAUGGCAAUGGUGUUCCAAUAGAAUCCGUUGUUCUUUCUAAAGGUUGGCCACAAGAAAGAUUAAGAGUCAGUGAUUCAAAAAUAGUAUAUUUAUAUUAUGAUUAUAAUGGUUUUGGUUCAUAUAAUGUUACUAUUAAUAUUAAAUUAAAAGAUACUCCAUUAGUUCAAUACCAAUUAGAAUUUUCAUGCACUGAAUUUGACUUAAGUAAAAUUGAAAUUAAAUUUGCUCAAGAAUAUCCAUUUUCUGUAGUCAACCAAAAUUUUGCAUCAUGGGUUACUGUUAAAGGUUUUGAUAUUAAAUCUACAUCUUUAUCAACCAGUGGUUCAUCAGGUACUUUCGGUGCAUAUGGUAUGUUUAUUUGGAACACACAAUAUAUUGUGGAUCAUGUAUAUGAAGAUUGGAGUGUUACAAUUUUAUUUUAUGGUGGUAAAACUUUAAAUCUUACUACAAAAUCAUAUUAUUCUCAAUAUGAAAAUCAAUUACCACCAUUACCAUAUGAAACUAAAUUCUUCCCACCAGACAUUCUUGAUUCUGAACCAUUUAAUCCAUUUGGAUUUUAUAGUUUCCCAUUAUCUAAAUUUAAAAUUAAUACAACAAUCUUUAGACCUUUCCAAGUUUUAAAUGUUGUAAACUAUGGUUCAAUUUUAUCAUUCCCAACCAAAGGUAUUAAAGGUGAUAUGGAAUAUAGUACCCUUUUUUUAAAAGUAACAGGUGAAAACGUUAAUGAAAUAGAUUUUACAAUUAUUAAUCAAAAUGGUCAUAAUCCACUUGUUAAAACUAAUUUUACAAUUGAAUAUAAUAAAUUCUUUUUCCCAAAUUUAUCAAAUGUUCCAGUUAAUCUUGAAGUUGAAAGUGAUAUGUUUUGUACAUCAUUUUCAAAUAACUUUUUUAAAUAUACAAGUUAUUUAUAUCAAUUCGAUACCAAUUCUGUCGUAAAAGGUUUCCCAUAUGGUUUCUCUGGUGAUAACAAUAAUUAUAAAAAUAAUAUUUGUUUUGAAAGAACACCACAAGCUACUUAUAUAAAUUUUAGAACUGAAAACAACUAUGAUGAUUAUAAAACUUUUAAUGUUCCAGAAUUACGUCCAUAUGAAUUUUCACCAAUAAAAGUUGAAUCAUAUAAUAUUUUAACAGUUUCACCAACAAAAUUCCUUUUAACAAUUAAUAUUUCUUCAAGUGUUGGUAUUAAUGCAGUACAAUUUUUAUCAACAGUUUCAAAAUCAAGUUAUGAAUUUUUAAUUAGUGGUGAUAAAUAUAAUGGUACUUAUCAAGCUGUUAUCGAUGUUUAUAAUACUCCAUCAUUUAGAGAUGAAAAUGGUAAUUGGUUAAGACUUUAUGAUGGUUCAAUCGUUUCUAGUGAUCCAAUAGUUUAUUUUAAAUUACCAUCAAUUCCAAGAUCAGUCGGCUAUAAUUCAUUUUCAAAUAUUACAUUUUUAUAUGAUAAUAUUAAUAUGACAAGGGAUCAAGAUUUUUAUAAUAUUGCAUAUUUAGAAAAUGAUGAAAUUCCACGUGAUUUACCAUUUUCAUUAAUUUCUUUAGAUCCAGUAACUUAUUCUUAUUUAACUUCAGUUAGAUUAAUUAAUAAUAUUAUGUACCCAUUCACUUUUGAUCCAACCAUUAAUAAAUUCACAAGUAAAUUUGUUAUUCCAGCAAAUACUGCAUUCGAUAAGAUUUCAUUUGCAAUUAUUGGUGGUUUAUCAACAGAAUUUUAUUAUUCAGGUUUUACAAUUAAUAAUUCACCAGCUUUCGAUAAUGAAGGUCCAUUAUUUAGUGAAUUCUACAAAGUAAAUGAAAAUACUACUUAUUCCUCUUUAGGUUAUCCAAAAACUUCUGGUUGGAGAUUUAGAAUCACUGAUAAAUACAAUGGUUUCAGAAAUGGUUUUAUUAAAGCUAUGGGUUCAGUUGAUAGUACAAUUAUUAAAUUAAACUUCACUGUCCACGAUAGACUUAAUGGUGAUAAACACGAUGGUUUAUAUGAACUUUUACUCGCUUUAGUACCAGAACAAUGUAUCACACAACAAUAUACUAUCACUCACGUUGAACUUUAUGAUGACAAUAACAUUAGUUCAAUUUUCAAACUUUAUUCACCAGAUUAUUACUUAAAGAAUCCAUUCAUUAAUAUUUAUGCUCAAGGUUUAGAAGUUACUACAAUCUCUACAUUCUGUAGUGAACCAAUUAUUGACGUUUUACCAACUCUUUCCCAAUUCAGAGUUUACAAUCAAUCUGUUGAUGUUGGUUCUGGUAAUAGAAGAGUUUCAUUUAGUUUUGAAGCAUCAUCAGAUAGUGGUAUGAAAAGAUCACAAGCACCAAUUAUUUAUCUCACAACAAAUUUAUUUGAAAUCGUUGAAUGUGAAACAAAAUUUAUUAUGAUUACACCAAUAUCCAAUCUUUACUCUUGUUCAGUUGAUCUUCCAUUCUCAUUUGGUUAUCCAGGUAAAUUAUUUUUGUCAGUUUAUGGUUUAAUCAAUAAUGGUGGUAAAUAUGGUGGUGCUAGUACAAAGGAUUUACGUGAUCUCGGUUUCCAAUAUUCUAUUGAUACUCAAUUCACAAAUUAUACUCCAGUUAUUACUCAAAAUGAUAAUAUUUUAUCCGUUCAUUCAGAUUUAGUAUUCUUUGGUUAUGGUUUCAAUAAAGUUGUUGAUGUAAUUGUUAGAUAUAAAAAUCAAGAACCAGUUCAUAUUGCACCAACUCAAAUCUUUGGUUCAACUGCAAUUAAACUUCAAAUUACUCCAACUGAAUAUCAAUUUACUAUUCAAGUUGUAAAUAGUGAAGGUAUUUAUUCAAAUGAAUAUAAAAUUAAUCCAAUAAUUUGGAGAUAUCAAUUUAAUCCAACUGAAACACCAACUGAAACUCCAACUGAAACUCCAACUCAAACACCAACUCAAACACCAACUGAAACUCCAACCCAAACUCCAACUGAAACUCCAACUGAAACUCCAACUGAAACUCCAACUGAAACUCCAACUGAAACUCCAACUGAAACUCCAACUGAAACUCCAACUGAAACUCCAACUCAAACUCCAACUGAAACUCCAACUGAAACUCCAACUCAAACUCCAACUGAAACUCCAACCCAAACCCCAACACAAACACCAACACCAACACCAAACCCAGGUAAUUGUAAUGUUAGUGUUACCCUAAAGGUUACUUCUCAAUGGGUUGAAAAUAAUCAAAACUUUAUACAAGUUGAGGCAACUAUUUUCAAUUAUGGUCAAUCAGAAAUCACUGGUUUUUCAUUCCAAUUAUUUAAUAUUAUCAGUAUUUGGAAUGUUGAUCAAACAUCAUUCAAUAGCUACAGUCUUCCAAUUUGGUUACCAGCCAUUCAAGUUGGUUCAUCAUUCAGUUUUGGUUAUAUUCAAAAAACUGAUACUGUUGUCCCACUCUCCUCCCAAUCAGUUGUAUGUCAAGAAAUUCCAACCCCAUCCCCAACUCCAUCACCAUCCCCAUGUAUGAUUAAUGUUUCUCAAAGUAUCGUUAAUUCAUGGAGAGAAAAUACUCAAGACUUUAUUCAAGUUGAAGUAAACCUUAAAAACAUUGGUCAAAAUACCGUUUACCAAUUCUCAUUCGAAAUAUUUGAUCUUGUUAACAUUUGGGGCGUUGAAUUAUUAUCAAAUAAUACUUAUCAACUCCCAAGUUGGGUAUAUAGUAUCCCAGUUGGUUCAUCUCACAAUUUUGGUUAUAUCCAAAAAUCAAACCAUCUUUUACCAAUUUAUUCACAAUUACCAACUUGUCAAGUAACUCCAACUCCAACACCAACUCAAACUCCAACUCAAACUCCAACUGAAACCCCAACUCCAACCGAAACUCCAACCGAAACUCCAACUCAAACUCCAACUCAAACACCAACUCAAUCACCAAUUCCAAGACCAAUAACUUGUUCAAAACUUGAUGAUGUUCUUAAUUUCAAUAGCACAGAAACUAUUUACUGUAAAGGUAGAGGUCCAACCUACUGUAUUGAUGGCUAUGGUUCAGAAUGUGAAACCAACGAUGUUGAUGGAAGAAUUAAAUGUACAACAAAGAGCAAUUUCAUGAGCUGUAAGGGUGAUCAUUUAGUUUGUAAAUCAAACUAUCUUACAUGUAAAGUCAAUAUUUCUGAAGGUACACCAUUCCAUGUUCACGAUUCUUCUUUACAAUAA